Bacillus rossius redtenbacheri is the source of this 1164-nucleotide messenger RNA. RefSeq lists its product as uncharacterized. The record is from RefSeq and is a predicted model, not a curated record. The transcript is spliced from 3 exons. NCBI's taxonomy places the organism in Eukaryota, Metazoa, Arthropoda, Insecta, Phasmatodea, Bacillidae. Bases 169 to 564 code for a protein of 131 amino acids.
GGCGCUAGCAACACGCGCCAGGCUGCUCCAGGAGCUAUAUAUAGCAGGGGCGAGGCUGCAGUGAGUGCUCCGCCGUCCAGCCGUCCAGCCCGCGCUGCUGUCAAGCCUUAGACAAGCCACAGUCAAGCCACAGUCAAGCCACAGUAGAGCCGCAGACGAGCCGCAAACAUGUCACAGUACAGUCGUAGUUCUCGAACUCGCUCGUCUGCACGCUACACCAGCAGCACUCGACACCCUCAGGAGCGAGACGUCGAGCACAGCAGCAUCUCCAGCGAGGAGGAGGCGGGCUCCGGCUCGGACAGCGAGGUGCGCACACGCGUGGUGGGGGCCAGCGCCCAGGAGAUCUGGCCACGCGACCAAGUGACGGACCAGCUGAGGUCUCUGCCCGGAGGAGAGGAGCUGUGGGGACUGCUGGAGCUCGGAGAUGCCUCGAGCAUCACCGCCCACCCUCAUGCCCUCUCCACAGGUCUGCUCAUUGCAGCCUGGACCGGCAACCAGCCUGCCCUGGCUGCAGUUCUGGACGCUGGCAGCUCCCCCAACACCACCGACAUGCUGGGCCGGUGAGUUGUCAUGCCCGCUACACAGGGCUGCUCAUUGCAGCCUGGACCGGCAACCAGCCUGCCCUGGCUGCAGUUCUGGACGCUGGCAGCUCCCCCAACACCACCGACAUGCUGGGCCGGUGAGUUGUCAUGCCCGCUACACAGGGCUGCUCAUUGCAGCCUGGACCGGCAACCAGCCUGCCCUGGCUGCAGUUCUGGACGCUGGCAGCUCCCCCAACACCACCGACAUGCUGGGCCGGUGAGUUGUCAUGCCCGCUACACAGGGCUGCUCAUUGCAGCCUGGACCGGCAACCAGCCUGCCCUGGCUGCAGUUCUGGACGCUGGCAGCUCCCCCAACACCACCGACAUGCUGGGCCGGUGAGUUGUCAUGCCCGCUACACAGGGCUGCUCAUUGCAGCCUGGACCGGCAACCAGCCUGCCCUGGCUGCAGUUCUGGACGCUGGCAGCUCCCCCAACACCACCGACAUGCUGGGCCGGUGAGUUGUCAUGCCCGCUACACAGGGCUGCUCAUUGCAGCCUGGACCGGCAACCAGCCUGCCCUGGCUGCAGUUCUGGACGCUGGCAGCUCCCCCAACACCACCGACAUGCUGGGCCGGUGAGUUGA